Messenger RNA from Nymphaea colorata (pocket water lily), 2343 nucleotides. RefSeq names its product O-fucosyltransferase 13. The coding region runs from base 685 to 2001 and encodes 438 amino acids. The transcript is spliced from 8 exons. The record is from RefSeq and is a predicted model, not a curated record. Gene Ontology annotation, cellular component: cytoplasm. NCBI's taxonomy places the organism in Eukaryota, Viridiplantae, Streptophyta, Magnoliopsida, Nymphaeales, Nymphaeaceae.
UAGCAUUUCCCAAAUCUGGCUACGUUUCUCUUCCAUAAUCUGUUCCCAAAAUCAUUUUGCGUCCGACUGAGGCGGAGCCGGCCCAACCCCCUCCCCUUUUCUUGAGAUUCCAAAAAUAAAAUUUUAUGUUUGAAAGUUUUCAAAAUUUGAUUUGUAACCCCCGUUCAAUAUAAUUGCCCCGCUGCAAAAACACUUAUGGCUCCGCCACUGCGGCGACUGAUUUAAGAUGGUUGGGUCAAUUCAAUCGGAAUCCCCGUCUCCAGCAAAAGGCGGCACUCCAGGCGCGAAUCUGCCUCCGCCAAAGGGCUGGACUCAAAGCUUUUUCUCUCUCUCCCUCCCUGUCUGAAUUCUCUGAUACGUCAUCUCCACCAAAGUUUUCUUUUGACUGGGAUCGCUGGUGAGGGGAGAGGCACUUGAUAGUUAUUUCAAUUUGCUUCCUCAAUGUAACAUUGUCCUUCAUCUGCAAGGCCGUGUCUGCGACUCUGCAGAAGAAAUGUGUACUUGUGGUGGUUGUUUUCGUAAUAUGGAGCUCUCCGUUUGGCAUUUUCAAGUACAGUUGCUGCUCAGAUCUGCGAUGCUCACGCAUGCUUGAUGUUUACGAAGGCAAAUUGUUCACGCUGAACAGCAAGCUUCCUGAAUGCGUUUCCCGUUAUUUAAGUUGAAGAAAUUUAUGGUGGCGAAACUAUGGCGGCGUUUGUGAGGCAGCGUUUCAUGGUUGCUCUUGUAGUCCUCUCCGUAAUGUUGGUGGUCGUCUUCAUAUUGCCAUCUUCUCCUUCUCUGAAUACGAAUUUUGUUACUAUCAAAGGAAAAUCAACCAUAUGGGAUGUCCGUCGUCUUGUGGAAUGGAGGCCUUGUGAGUGGUGGAGUAAUGGUCCCUUAUUAGCUCUACCGGAGGAGACUAACGGUUACAUAAGAGUCGAUUGUUAUGGUGGUCUUAAUCAGAUGAGACGUGAUCUCUGUGAUGGUGUUGGUAUCGCUCGAUUGCUAAAUGCUACUCUUGUUUUGCCCAAAUUCGAGGUUGCUGCCUACUGGAAUGAGACAAGUGGCUUUUCAGAUAUAUUUGAUGUUGAUUAUUUCAUUCAUCAGAUGAGAGGUUACAUAGAAGUCAUAAAGGAGCUACCAGAAGAUUUAAAGUCAAAGGAACCAGUCAAAGUGGACUGCAGCAAACGCAAAGGGCUGUUUGAUUACGUUGAAUAUCUUAUUCCCUUUCUCAGAAAAGAUCGUUUUAUAUCAAUCACACCUGCUAUGAGCCAAAGGAGGGAUAGGUAUCCUGCUUAUGCAAAAUCUGCACUCUGUCAAGCUUGCUUCAAGGCACUGCAGCUCAAGAAACACUUAGUGGACAAAGGAUUGCAGAUGAUGGAGGCUUUGCCAAAAUCUUUUCUCUCUCUUCACCUUAGGUUUGAGCCAGACAUGGUAGCCUACAGCCAGUGUGAGUACAGUGGUCUCUCGCCCGCUUCUGUGGAUGCUAUUGAUGCUGCCCGUGGUGAUAGAAAACCGUUGUUAGGGGAUGCUGCACGCGUUUGGAGGAAUCGUGGCAAGUGUCCUCUCACUCCUAAUGAGACUGCCUUCAUACUGCAGUCCUUAGGCAUACCAAAUGAUACUCCCAUUUAUCUAGCAGCCGGUGAUGGUCUUCUAGAAGUUGAGGGCCUGACAAAUUUCUAUAAUAAAGUCUAUACAAAAUCAUCCAUUCUUGAUGAUGUAGAUUUUACGAGCAUGCAUGGGAACACUAAAGCUGCUCUGGAUUAUUUCAUCUCAAUUAACAGUGAAGCUUAUGUGGCAACAUAUUUCGGAAACAUGGAUAAGAUGGUAUCCGCAAUGAGAGCACUAAAUGGAAAGCCAAAAACACUUUUCUUAAACAGGAAGGCAUAUGCAGAAUGUACUUCAAAGGGGAUGGAAGGGGGCGAGCUGGUUGAGUUUUUAUGGAACGCACACAAAAAUGAUUAUGUCAUGGGAAGAGGGUCUGCUUUGCCCGACUGCUUCUGUGAGUUUAGCUUGCAAUGACUGCAGCAGACAGAGAAACCAUGGACACACUGCAAACGAAGAACAAUGAAUGAGAUGCAAUUGGGUGGUUGAUUGCUUCUGUAAGUAGCUGGCAGUGCUGCAUGGCACAGAAGGACAAGAAUGAAAGAGAUUGAUGAUUUUUUUUCAUUCUUCACAUUCAUCAAGAUAUUUUGUCAUCAUUUUAAAGAUCAUGAAGGCCAGAAGUCCACUUCUAAACUCACAAUGGGUACAUUAGAAAUAUUCGGCAGCGUUAGGUAGAGUUAUUAGCAUGACCUUCUUCACCAUUUGAUUGGAUUAUGGAUUGUACUGUUUCUCUACCUAUUCUUUUUGAAGUUUUUUCCA